Penicillium manginii is the source of this 606-nucleotide messenger RNA. RefSeq lists its product as uncharacterized. Lineage: Eukaryota; Fungi; Ascomycota; Eurotiomycetes; Eurotiales; Aspergillaceae. The transcript has a single exon. The record is from RefSeq and is a predicted model, not a curated record. The coding region runs from base 1 to 606 and encodes 201 amino acids.
AUGGAAGCCAAUUUCGAAUUCGAGUGUACAGCACUCGCACCACGUCGGAGAGAAUUUGGACAGAGAGUGGUGUCCUUGCUAUUGGAAAAGACAAAGAAGCUCCUCCAACAUGAAAGACCAGAUGGUGAAGACGCGGAUCUCAUUUAUGGUUCCGACAAGGCUUUCGAGCGAGCAUGGACUGACUCUUCACGAACUAAUAUCGAGCCGCAGCUCAAGGGCAAACCCGCUGAAGAACGCUCAAUAACAAAAUCUCGAAUUUUAUCUGGUGCUAUUGGCUUUUGGCGAUUGUGCGGGUUUCGUCGAAUUGGAGCGUCUUGUUGUUUUGCAUUAUCAUUUGAUCUGCAGCAUCAGUCUCGCGCAUUCGCGGAGGCGUGUGAAUUUGACCCACGAAGGAGUAAUGCGGAAGAUCUCGAGGACGAAAAGCUUGAAACGAUUUAUAACACAGACCCUUGGACUAAUGUAAAGAAACUGAAAACGGAAAGGCUUCGUGACGUGUUGCCACUACAUCAUGCAAGUCUCACUCUAACGGAUGAAGAGCUCAAGGAUUUUUUUCAUCACUCAUCUGAUGAUAAGAUUGGCUGGGUUAAAGUGACGAAGGAUACUUAG